Molecule: messenger RNA, 629 nt
Organism: Onthophagus taurus
Lineage: Eukaryota; Metazoa; Arthropoda; Insecta; Coleoptera; Scarabaeidae
Gene: AIMP3
Product: aaRS-interacting multifunctional protein 3
Biological process (GO): positive regulation of DNA damage response, signal transduction by p53 class mediator
Cellular component (GO): nucleus; cytoplasm; aminoacyl-tRNA synthetase multienzyme complex
Source: RefSeq, a predicted model, not a curated record
UUAAAUAUCUGUCAAUUAAGUUGUCAAAAACGUGUUAAAUUUGCUUAGAAUGUCUUCAAAAAUUAAUAAAUUUUUAACACAAGUUGCAACUUAUCUAAAUGUACCAUGUGGAAAAAUUACUUUAGAUCAAUUUGGAGUUCCAGUUAGAACAAUCAAUAACACUUCUUCUAAAAGUUUGUUUAACAUUCUUAAAAUUUAUCUUAAAGAGGCUAGUAAGGAAGAACUAUUGGGAAAAACCGAGUAUGAACAAGCCCAGGUUUAUCAAUUUAUUGAAUAUGCGAGUGUUUAUAUAAUUGGUUCUAAUUUACAACAAAUUGUGAAUGAAAUAUUACCGCAUAUCCAUGGAUGGCUAGCGGUAAAUACCUACCUUUGUGGUACUAAAAUGACCAUUGCAGAUAUCAUACUUUAUUAUUUACUUUUUGAUACUCUAUCAGAGAUAUCUCAUUUGGAACAGGUUAGGUUUCUUAAUGUAUUUAGAUGGUUAGAUAAUAUACAAGAAAAUCGAGAACUAAGACAAAAAAAUUCCAUCAUUUUAUUUAAUACUAAUUUGGCUUCAUGUGGUGACAUGCUAAACCAAAAAUAUAUUUAUAAUUUUUAAUUUAAUUAAUAAAACAUGAUUACAUAUAGAA